CCUUCAGAGCGGCAGAGGGAGCACACAGAGUCUGCAUCCGCUGUGUGUGUCAGAAACUUUAUUCAGUCUCACUGCUCCAUGAGGCCAGCACAAAUGUACAGUUUUCUGACUGGACUUUAAACACGGGCUCUACAUGCAUCCAUCGUAUCCAUAAUAUUUUCCCGCAAGACCCUUCGGCUGAGUGUUUUGGGGAUUUUAGUGCGCUGAGGAGAAACAGGGAUCGGUUUCGCGUGCCUGUGGAAAUCCGGUGCUAUCGAAGAAAGUUUCUCUCCGUCUCACGGAAGGAAUGAAUACAUUUUAGAAAGAAAAAUCCGCAUGAUUUAAGGGGAUAAAACAUGGAGUUCAACCAUCUCGACACACAAUCUGGAUUAAAUCAGAUGACACCCUCAGAAACAUAUCCCCCAGCUGUUCCAGAGACCAAUCAGAGCAAUCCCAGUUCAGAGGAAGUUAUCCCUCCUUCAAGAACAGAAUUGGGCCUUGAUGCUUGCACACCUACAAAGAUGGACACUGUGCAGAAGCCAUCUACUCCAACGCAACCAGACGUCAUUCCAAAGUCCCCCGCAAGGUCAAGCGGUAGUCCUCACCCCAAGAAAGAUGGAAUGAAGUAUGAUGAGCGGCAGAAACAGGCGAAGGAGAGGAGAGAGGAAAAAGCCAAAUAUCUCGAACAACGUAGCCAGACUCAAGCUGCUAAAAAGUCUCAGUGGCUGGAGAAGGAGGAACGGGCACGGCAGGUCCGGGAACAGCAGCUGGAGGAGCGGAGGAGGAAGCUGGAGGAGCAGCGGCUGAAGGCAGAGAGACGCCGUGCAGAGCUGGAGGACAGACAGAAACAGAAACUGGAGAAGAACAAGGAGCGGUAUGAGGCAGCCAUCCAGAGGUCUGGUAAGAAGACGUGGGCAGAGAUUCGGCAGCAGAGAUGGUCCUGGGCCGGAGGCUUGAGUGGCAACUCCAGCCAGAGUCAGAGCAGAUGCUCAAUAUCAGCGGUCAACCUGCCCAAACAUGUGGACUCAGUCAUAAACAAGAGACUCUCCAAAUCCUCUGCCACUCUCUGGAACACCCCUAGCAGAACUCGUAGCAUGCAGUUGAGUCCAUGGGAGAGCAGCAUUGUGGACAGACUGAUGACGCCCACUCUCUCCUUCUUGGCCCGCAGUCGCAGUGCCGCCAGUGUGCUGAACAACUCCAGAGAUGCCCAGUCUCCGUUGUGCCCGCGCUCAGCGUCUGCCAGUCCUCUGUCAGUAUGUGCUCAUCGGCCUCACCGCUGCUCUGAGCGCUGGAGGGUCACCACCAGCACACCUGACAUCACCCAGCGCCGUCGAGACUCUACACCAAUGAGGAAGGAUAAGAAGGACAAGGAGAGAGAAAAUGAAAAGGAGAAGAAUAGCAUCACCAAAGAGAAGGUGCUAAAGAAGAGACAGUCCAUGCCUUCAAUCAAAACCAGAAUAGAGUCCAGUCCGAGUCCAGUGUCUAAACUGAGAUCUGCAUCUCCUGUGACGCCCAAGGCUCGUGUGUCGUCCCCGAGUCCUGCAGUGUCUCCUAAACCUCCACCAGCACAAGCCAGCCCCAGCACCCCUAAAGCCCGCCCCAAGAGAGCCAGGACCCCUGCCCGUGUGGAGACCCGCACCGCUUCUCCCAUCGAUAGGGUUCGAGAGCCCCGCAGGCCCGCUACACCCGAACAACCAAAGACCUCGUCUCCUGUCCCCUCCAUUGUCGUGUCAUCAAUUCUGGACACGUCCCCGGUCACCAGCACACCAAUGGUGUCGGUUUCUGCGUCCUCUGUCCCCGAGGAGUCUCCUCUCGUCUCUCCCCUCCCGCAGGUGUCCUCUCCAGCGCCCUCUCUUGGCAAACCCAUGGCUGGCACAAACAACCCAGAGGAGGCCACCCGCAUCCUGGCUGAGAAGAGACGACAGGCCCGUGAACAGAGAGAGAAGGAGGAGGAAGAACGGAGAGAACAGCAGGAGAGAGAGAGGAUUCAGCGUGAGGAAAGGCUGGUGCAGGAGGCAGAGGAGAGGAAGCGCAGGGAGGAAGAGGCUCGGCUGAUGGCAGAGCAGGAGAAGUUAAGAGAGGAGGCCCGGCGCCUACAGGAGGAGAAGGAGGCGCAGGAAAAAGCCAAAAUCGAACAAGAAGAGAACGAACGCCUUCAGAAACAGAAAGAGGAGGCUGACGCAAAGGCCAAAGAGGAGGCCGAGAAGCAGCGCCUGGAGCGAGAGAAACACUUCCAAAAGGAGGAGCAGGAGAGGCUGGAGAGAAAGAAGCGUCUGGAGGAGAUUAUGAAAAGAACACGAAAAACAGAUGCCGCAGAGAAGAGAGACUCGACAAGUCCAGCUCAAGUCAAUGGGAAAGAUUCAGAGAUGAAUAAAGCAGCUGCCGACUACCAGCCAAACACAGCACUGAAACAAGAUGGUGUGAACCAAAGUCUGUCUGUUCCUGUGUUGAAUGGCAUUCAGACUUCCAAACACGAGAACGGCCUGUCAUCAAAAGGAGAAGCGUCUCAGUUCGAAGAGAUCCUUCAGCUGUCCAAUCACAACAACGGGCGAGAGAAAUCAGAGACUGACAGACCCGACGAGCCAAUCAUGGCCUUCGAAAGCAGUGAAUCAUUCCUUAAGAAAACAGGCCCCCUUAAGCCUCAGCAUGUGGCAGAGGUCCUCUGAGGUCUUAAACUUUAGGAUAAAGGCUCAAAUCUGCGAGUCCCUCAUCACCGUCUGCCUGAGGGACCCGAUGGAAAGAAGCACAGCAUGAAGGAGACCUGUGCCAAACCCAAAAACUGUCUUCUGUUUAGACUGUACAGAGCAACCCUCACUCACGGUGCAUGAUGGAAAAUACACAACAAUCAAGCUGAGCUGAACUACACCAGAAUCACCAUCCAUCAGACCCGAUCACACACACACUUCACCACGAUACAACAUCAUGUUUUGUUUUUCUAAAAAAAAAAAAAGAAAAAGAGAAAGCUUCUGAUAAACUCUAAUCCUUGUCGUUAUUCAUGCUUUUGUGGGCAGAACAGAGAAGUGCUUUGGGUGCUUUAUUUUUCAGUGUUUAGUUAUUUAACUGGAAGAGAAUUGUAACUACUGGGUACAGUUGUAUGUGAAUAAUGUAAAUUGGACAAUGGGAGGAGAGGAUCUGUGAAUAAAACAGAAUGAAAGGG
Molecule: messenger RNA, 3136 nt
Organism: Danio aesculapii
Lineage: Eukaryota; Metazoa; Chordata; Actinopteri; Cypriniformes; Danionidae
Gene: map7d1a
Product: MAP7 domain containing 1a
Exons: 19
Coding region: 336-2645 (769 amino acids)
Biological process (GO): microtubule cytoskeleton organization
Cellular component (GO): microtubule cytoskeleton
Source: RefSeq, a predicted model, not a curated record